AUGACCAUCUUGCUGAGCGAGCUGCCAGACCUCGUACUCCACCAACUUGUUCGGGGGCUGGAGGUGGAAGACGCCCUGCGGCUGCGGGCCACGAGCUCCUUCUGGGCCGACAUGGUCAUGCGCGACCACCCGCUCGCCGCGCUUCUCGUGGGCGAGCUCCUCCCGCGCCUCGCCAGCCUUCCCCCGCCGCAGGGCGACGAUGACGACAGCAACAACAACGACGCCCGACUCGACGACACGGUCGAAGAACCAGAAAGCGCAAACGAAAACGAAAACGAAGCCGAAAACGAAAACGAAAACGAAGACGAAAACGAAAACGAAGACGAAGCCGAAGAUGAAGAAAGCCUCGAGUCGGAUCUGGCGUGGAUGAUUGAGGACGCUGCUGAAGCCGCGCGGGUAGCCGAAGAAGAGAGGGAGAAAAAGCUGCAGGAGCAGCAACCCAGCGAUUUUGAGAGCAGCUGCCCCGACCUGGCGGCCAAAACCAGUAGCGACCGCGUGGAUGCGAGGUGGGCGCUGCUGCAGGAGGUGCGCAUCGCGGCCGAGGCGCGCCUCCACGAGCUUUGCCUGCGCUCGCCCGACUACUGGCGCGACACUGCGCUCUACUCCGGCGCCGCGGGCGACGACUACAACGGCGGCGCUGGCGGUGGCGAUUUCCGCGCUCGAGCAGGCCGCCAGCGCCGCGAUGAAGAAGAUGAAGACGCAGAAGAUGAUGAAAACGAAGAUGAAGACGAGUAUGGUCGGCCGCGGAGGCAAGCACCACGCGUGGUGGACGUCGAGACGCAGCUCAACGCAACCGAGGCCCUGUCGCUUGCCACCGAGCGGGUGCGCGUGCGAGCGACGGCCAAGCGGAGCGGCGGGCAGGACUCGGCCCUGGUCACUCUCCUCAAGCUCGAGCUUCCGACUCAUCAGGCCGAUGGGAAAGGAAACGAACAACAGGAACAGAACGUCGUCUACUUCUGCAUUGAGUACGGCAGUGGCUUGAACACGCGUUCGGGGUUCCAAGAAGCGGCUCUGCGGGUGAACCAAUCAUCGACGCCCACCGGGGAUCGCGAGCUGUGGGAUGAACCCCAGUUUAUGCGGCAGUGGUUUGUCGAACUGGCGGCCAAGCUGGGCGUCAGCUGGACCCCCUGGCAGUUGGCGUCGUUCGUGAUUCGCUGCGCCGGAGUCGAGCCCCAGGCCAUUCGCGAUUUUCAUGCCGACAUCUUCACCCGGGCUUGGGAGGAUCCAGGGGCCCUGUACUACAUCAGGUCCAGAUACGACGAACUGCCCGAGUUGCUCGACGUGACGUCGCGCGUUCGUGCAAUCUCUUCGCCCGAACUCCUCUCGUCUCUGUCUUCCAUUGCGGCGAGAUGGCAGUACCGGAUGCAGCUGGCGCAAAUGUGGCACCUGAGCGCGGAGCUCGACUGGCCUUCGAGUGAUAAGAUUGCGCGCCUUGCUUCCUGUGUGCGAUCUGGUCGCGCGGGCCAUGACGAGGAGCCGCUCGAGAUCGAAGUCGAGUGCAGGCACUCCGCCGUGCAGGGCUACGAUUCGGGAGGAGACAACCAAACGCUGGCCUUGACCGCGCGCGGACUCAACGACUUUGCCCAGCGCAGGCUGGGCACUCAAUCGCCGACGGACAAGAAGACCCUCCUGCAGCUGUCGUGCGACGCGCCCAAGCCGCCGGUGGUCACGCAGGAGGACACGGCGCUGCUGGAGCUGAUCGGGCGCGCGCUCGACCUGCACUGCGAGCCCGACGAUAAUCCUCGCUUCUACCGAGGCCUCAAGUCCGACAAUGACGACACGGCCAUAUCGAGCCAAGAUCAAGACCGACAAGAAGACGAAGACGACGACGACGACGACGACACUGCACUGGCGGAGACGAAGAUGUGGGACUCGAAGCGGGUGGGCUACUUCCUCGCGCUGUGCUGUCUCACGCCGGCCAAUUCCUUCGUGUUCGAUUACCGCGCCGAGGCGGAAUUCUUGGUGGGGUACAAGCCGCGGUACAUGUGGAGCCAGGACCCCAAGAAAAGCCUGCUGUCGCAUCUCGACAUUCUCGUCUACCCAGGCCAGGUGUGGGAGCCUUACGAGUACUGCCAGCAGGAGGAGGAUGAGGAGGACGACGGCAACAACGUUGUUGACCACCCAUGA
Molecule: messenger RNA, 2127 nt
Organism: Acanthamoeba castellanii str. Neff
Lineage: Eukaryota; Discosea; Longamoebia; Acanthamoebidae
Exons: 10
Coding region: 1-2127 (708 amino acids)
Molecular function (GO): protein binding
Source: RefSeq, a predicted model, not a curated record